AUGGCGGCCGGAGUCGCGGCCUGGCUGCCCUUCGCGCGGGCUGCGGCCAUCGGGUGGAUGCCGGUGGCCAACUGCCCCAUGCCCCUCGCCCCGGCCGACAAGAACAAGCGGCAGGAUGAACUGAUCGUCCUCAACGUGAGCGGGCGGAGGUUCCAGACGUGGCGGACCACGCUGGAGCGCUACCCCGACACACUGCUGGGCAGCACGGAGAAGGAAUUCUUCUUCAACGAGGACACCAAGGAGUACUUCUUCGACCGGGACCCAGAAGUGUUCCGCUGCGUCCUCAACUUCUACCGCACGGGCAAGCUGCACUACCCGCGCUACGAGUGCAUCUCCGCCUACGACGACGAGCUGGCUUUCUAUGGCAUCCUGCCCGAGAUCAUCGGCGACUGCUGUUACGAGGAGUACAAGGACCGCAAGAGGGAGAACGCCGAGCGACUCAUGGACGACAACGACUCGGAGAACAACCAGGAGUCCAUGCCCUCGCUCAGCUUCCGCCAGACCAUGUGGCGGGCCUUCGAGAACCCGCACACCAGCACGCUGGCCCUGGUCUUCUACUACGUGACUGGCUUCUUCAUUGCCGUGUCGGUCAUCACCAACGUGGUGGAGACUGUGCCGUGCGGCACGGUGCCCGGGAGCAAGGAGCUGCCGUGUGGCGAGCGCUACUCGGUGGCCUUCUUUUGCCUGGACACCGCCUGCGUCAUGAUCUUCACGGUGGAGUACCUGCUCCGGCUCUUCGCGGCGCCCAGCCGCUACCGCUUCAUCCGCAGCGUGAUGAGUAUCAUUGACGUGGUGGCCAUCAUGCCCUACUACAUCGGCCUGGUCAUGACCAACAACGAGGACGUGUCGGGCGCCUUCGUCACGCUCCGGGUCUUCCGCGUCUUCAGGAUCUUCAAGUUCUCCCGCCACUCGCAGGGCUUGCGGAUCCUGGGCUACACCCUGAAGAGCUGUGCCUCGGAGCUUGGCUUCCUCCUCUUCUCUCUCACCAUGGCCAUCAUCAUCUUUGCCACUGUGAUGUUUUAUGCCGAGAAGGGCUCCUCCGCCAGCAAGUUCACGAGCAUCCCAGCCUCUUUUUGGUACACCAUUGUCACCAUGACCACACUGGGAUAUGGAGACAUGGUACCCAAGACGAUUGCAGGGAAGAUCUUCGGCUCCAUCUGCUCUCUGAGCGGUGUCCUCGUCAUUGCCCUGCCUGUCCCUGUGAUCGUUUCCAACUUCAGCCGGAUUUACCACCAGAAUCAGAGAGCUGAUAAACGCAGGGCACAAAAGAAGGCCCGCCUUGCCAGGAUCCGUGUGGCCAAAACAGGCAGCUCCAAUGCCUACCUGCACAGCAAGCGCAACGGACUCCUCAAUGAGGCACUGGAACUGAUGGGCACCCCGGAAGAGGAGCACAUGGGCAAGACCACCUCACUCAUCGAGAGCCAGCACCAUCACCUGCUGCACUGCCUGGAAAAAACCACUGGGUUGUCCUAUCUUGUGGAUGAUCCCCUGUUAUCUGUACGAACCUCCACCAUCAAGAACCACGAGUUUAUAGACGAGCAGAUGUUUGAGCAGAACUGCAUGGAGAGCUCAAUGCAGAACUACCCGUCCACACGGAGUCCCUCACUGUCCAGCCACCCGGGCCUCACGACCACCUGCUGCUCCCGUCGUAGUAAGAAAACCACACACCUGCCCAAUUCCAACCUGCCAGCCACCCGCCUGCGCAGCAUGCAAGAGCUCAGCACGAUCCACAUCCAGGGCAGCGAGCAGCCCUCCCUCACGACCAGUCGUUCCAGCCUUAAUGUGAAAGCAGACGACGGACUGAGACCGAACUGCAAAACGUCCCAGAUCACCGCAGCCGUCAUCAGCAUCCCCACCCCCCCCGCGCUGACCCCAGAGGGGGGAAGCCGGCCACCCCCUGCCAGCCCAGGCCCCAACACGAACAUUCCUUCCACAGCCAGCAACGUCGUCAAGGUCUCCGCCUUGUAA
Messenger RNA from Hippopotamus amphibius kiboko, 1968 nucleotides. RefSeq names its product potassium voltage-gated channel subfamily D member 3 (gene KCND3). The coding region runs from base 1 to 1968 and encodes 655 amino acids. Gene Ontology annotation, molecular function: protein binding; A-type (transient outward) potassium channel activity. Gene Ontology annotation, cellular component: membrane; voltage-gated potassium channel complex; neuronal cell body. Lineage: Eukaryota; Metazoa; Chordata; Mammalia; Artiodactyla; Hippopotamidae. Gene Ontology annotation, biological process: protein homooligomerization; potassium ion export across plasma membrane. The transcript is spliced from 7 exons. The record is from RefSeq and is a predicted model, not a curated record.